AUGGAAAUAACUACUACAUCAACCGCACCAUUCCAACGCGUUGCAUUAGACAUCGUCGGUCCUCUCCCUGAAUCAGGCCCUGCUAAACUCAAAUACAUUCUCACUCUCCAAGACGACCUAACCAAGUACUCUGUAGCUUAUCCAAUACGCAGCACCACAGCUGAAGAAACCAGUGACUGUCUCAUCCACUUCAUUUCCCUAUUCGGAAUUCCCAAACAAAUCCUUACUGAUCAAGGCACUAACUUCACAUCCGACCUCUUCAAAACCACAUGCCAAUUCCUCAAGAUCAAACAACUUUGGUCAUCCCCGUAUCAUCCUCAAACACAAGGUGCGCUAGAACGCAGUCAUUCCACACUUAAAGAAUAUCUCAAGUCCUUUGUUAACACAAAUCAAGAUAAUUGGCCCACAUACGUCUACACUGCUAUGCACACGUAUAACACAACAGUUCAUUCAUCCACUAAAUUCACUCCUUACGAGUUAGUGUUUGGUCAUAAACCAUUGAUCCCAAAUUCAGUCUACGAAAGCGGCCCUGGUACUACUUAUUCCGACUACACUAAGAUGCUCCAACACAAAUUCAAGUAUACUCGUGAAAAGGCUCGAGAAAAUAUCCUUAAUUCCAAAGAAACCUCAAAAACCUAUUACGAUUCCCAUUCCAAACCUCCACCGUGCUACAAAGCAGUAUUCCAAAAACUCCGCAAUUUUAAACUACAGCCCGAUAAAUGCGAAUUCCUACGAAAAGAAGUCGGUUAUUUAGGCCAUAUAAUCACUGAAAACGGUUUAAAACCCGAUCCUAAAAAAACAAAAUCCGUACAAGAAUUUCCAGUUCCAAAAUGUCCAAAAGACAUAAAAUCAUUCCUAGGUCUCAUAUCCUAUUACAGGAGGUUCAUCCCUGAUUUUUCUAAGUUAUCCAAACCUCUCACAAAUCUGUUAAAAAAGGAUGUCCCCUUUGACUGGACCAAUGAACAACAACUUUCAUUUGAAACCUUAAAAGACAAAUUAGUCUCCGCUCCUGUCCUAAUUUAUCCUGACUUCACAAAGCCAUUCACACUUACAUGUGAUGCUUCCAACCAUGCAAUUUCAGCCAUUCUAUCCCAAGGUCCCACAGGCAAGGAUCAUCCCAUUGCCUAUUCAUCACGAACUCUAAACAAAAACGAAGUAAAUUAUAGUACAACAGAAAAAGAAUUACUUGCAAUAGUAUUUGGUUGUAAAAACUUCCGUCCGUACCUAUUUGGUAGAAAAUUCUUCAUCGUCACCGAUCAUCGUCCAUUAAAGUGGCUAUUUAAUCAUUCAGACCCCAGUAGCAAAAUGCAACGCUGGCGACUCCAAUUAGAAGAAUACGAAUACGAAAUCAUAUAUCAAAAAGGCAAACUGAAUUCCGCAGCCGACGCUCUUUCCAGAUAUCCCGUAAAUCCUAUACAGCCAGAAUCUCAACAACUACCUAUAAUCCCUGAAGAAGUCCAGAAUAUUCCACUUCCUACACCCGCAACAAAUGCUAAUCCUGUUACGCCGAAUCUCGAUCCCGAAACAUCAAACCCAAACGAAUUCCUUCCAAGUCCAGACCACGACCUUACAGACCUCGGUCCAAUCGAUUUCAGUCCUCAAAGUCAAGACUUAAAUCUCAACUUCGACGACAUUACAAUUUCAUCUCCUCUGAAUCCUGACGAAUCACUGAGUCUCCUAAAUCCUCUAAAUCUUGAUAAUCCACUGAAUCUCCCAAGUCCACCGAAUCCUGAAAGUCCACUGAAUCUCCAAGAAUCACCUCUACUGCAAAAUCCUCUGAAUCCCCAAUCUCCGUUUAACUUAGAUGACCUGCUUAAUCCUCACCGAAUCCUCAAUCUCCUCCGGUUUCUGAAAAUCUACAAAAUCCACUCAUCACCGAAGAUACAACUAACUCUGAACCAGUAUCCAAUACCGCAUCUUCAAAAGAAUACUCCAAAUUUCUAA
Messenger RNA from Ostrinia nubilalis (European corn borer), 1944 nucleotides. RefSeq lists its product as uncharacterized. Gene Ontology annotation, biological process: DNA integration. The transcript has 2 exons. The coding region runs from base 1 to 1944 and encodes 647 amino acids. Gene Ontology annotation, molecular function: nucleic acid binding. The record is from RefSeq and is a predicted model, not a curated record. Lineage: Eukaryota; Metazoa; Arthropoda; Insecta; Lepidoptera; Crambidae.